CUAAUAUUGUGGGUAGAUGUCACUCUGGGGUGAUGCGGAGUCGUCCGAAGGGACCUGAAGAAAAAGACCUUUGGGUAUAAGGAAGUUGAGCGCAUGCUCAGUGGCUGCGCUCCUUCCACUCUGUUCUGUGCGAUGUCUCCGGUGCAUUCCAAACUCGAAUCGGGGCCACUGCCGCAGAAGUUGCUUGCGCGUUACUUGAUCCUUCUGCGCCUCUACCCGGUGCUCACUAAAGCCGUGUCCAGUGCCCUUCUGUCAGCUCUCGGGAGCCUGCUGUCUCAGAUCAUCGAGCAGAGUCGGAAAAAGAAAGACCCUUCGAAAAGUUUUGACUUGGGCGAGCCUUUGAGAUUUGCCAUCUAUGGGUUCUUGUUCACAGGGCCACUGAGCCACUACUUCUACCUGUACUUGGACCAGCUGUUUCCACCAGAUGUGCCUUUUUCCACAGUCAAGAGACUCUUUCUAGACCGGGUCAUUGUUGCCCCAGCCUUCCUUUUGCUCUUUUUCUUUGUCAUGAACCUGCUGGAGGGGAAAGACACUUCAGCUUUCACGAAGAGGAUAAAUUCUGGUUAUUGGCGGGCCCUGAAAAUGAACUGGAAAAUGUGGACACCAAUCCAGUUUAUUAAUGUCAAAUAUGUUCCUGUGCAGUUCCGAGUGCUGUUUGGGAACCUGGUGGCCCUCUUCUGGUUCGCCUAUCUGGCCUCUGUCAAGAAGUGACUGUGUGCGAGUUUGGGGCCAGCAGUCCCCCCCUGGUGGAGAAACCCGACCUUUGCACUUGGUGGGAGGAGGAAAGAUGGAUCUGCCCUGCAAGGAACGGUUGCUGCUGCACUCAAGGAGUUCUGUGACUAUUUUCUACCCGUUGUGAUCCAAGCCGCUGCUUUCUUCACACACUUUCUGGAGCCUGGUGAAAGGGCAAGCUCCUUUUGAGUUAGGAUUCUCACCAUGUUUAUUGUCCCAACAAUCACACGUAACUCUGCUCUAAAUGUUUUUUCAUUUAUUUUAAUGUUGUUUCUAAUUUUUUAGCUGAGACAACAAAAGGCAAUAACACUUUUAAAAAAUGGUGCUUAAUAAAACUGGUGAAACUGUGUCCUGGGAGUGGGGAAAACCACUCAAGCCUUUAAAAAAAAGAUUUUGAACACUAAAAAGAAAUAAAAUUUUAAAAAAUCUUUUAAA
This is a messenger RNA of Sphaerodactylus townsendi, 1167 nucleotides long. RefSeq names its product peroxisomal membrane protein 2 (gene PXMP2). The record is from RefSeq and is a predicted model, not a curated record. The transcript is spliced from 5 exons. The coding region runs from base 94 to 711 and encodes 205 amino acids. Gene Ontology annotation, cellular component: cytoplasm; membrane. NCBI's taxonomy places the organism in Eukaryota, Metazoa, Chordata, Lepidosauria, Squamata, Sphaerodactylidae.